This is a messenger RNA of Amphiprion ocellaris (clown anemonefish), 3132 nucleotides long. RefSeq names its product defective in cullin neddylation 1 domain containing 3 (gene dcun1d3). The record is from RefSeq and is a predicted model, not a curated record. Gene Ontology annotation, cellular component: ubiquitin ligase complex. NCBI's taxonomy places the organism in Eukaryota, Metazoa, Chordata, Actinopteri, Pomacentridae. The transcript is spliced from 5 exons. Gene Ontology annotation, biological process: positive regulation of ubiquitin-protein transferase activity; protein neddylation. Bases 623 to 1600 code for a protein of 325 amino acids. Gene Ontology annotation, molecular function: cullin family protein binding; ubiquitin conjugating enzyme binding; ubiquitin-like protein binding.
UGAUGCAGGAAAAUGUCCAUAAUGUAGCUACACUCAAUGACUAAAAGGGGGAAGCACAAAGAAAUUGGCUGCUUUAGUCCGAGAUGGUCUUUUAACUCACUCCAGAGAGCGAACACAAUAGAAAAAUGGAUUCAAAAGCAAACUCAGGUUGCUAGCUGGCAACUUAUUUUUCUCUAAAGGCUGAAAAGAAUUCGACAUUGAUGUGGAAGUUUUUUUUUUUUUUUGUCAGCUGCCAGCUAGUUAGCUAGCAAUCUGAGUUAACGCGACGAGUUUGCCUCAGUUCGUUUCUGGUCGUAUAUGGUAUUUCGGCCAACUUAUUUAACUAUUUAAUUUGUACUGGCAUUCCCGAAGUGAUGUACAUCCAAAUUCCACACAAGAGAAUUCUCCAGAGAGCACUGCAGAUGUCAAGGUCACAGUGAUGGAGCAGAAUAGAAAGACAAUGCCAUCAGAAGGACUGUCUGGGUAUUAAGUCUACUAAUUGAAGACCUGGAUCGUGGCAGAUUUGGCACAGGCUUGAGGGUAUGUUGAGACAUCUCGCCAGGCCAGAGCAGAGGCGUCUAGGCGGUUCGGACGGGGACUGAAGGCGAGGAGGAAAGACAGAAGAGGGACCAGGGAGAAAGACAUGGGCCAGUGUGUCACCAAGUGUAAGAAUCCGACGUCCUCCCUCGGCAGUAAGAGUGGAGACAAGGAGAGCGGUUCCAAGUCCCACAAGAAAAGUGGCAGUGCUGGUGGUGGGGGCCACAAAGAAGAGCCGAGUGCCCCAUGUAGCAAAGCCACCAGUGAGCUGUCAAAUGGCACCAAAGCCUUAGAGGUUACAGUGGAGACACCCAUCAUUCCUGCUUUGGGGCCAUGCAAGGAUGAGUGUUCGGAUGGAGAUGGGCUGUCAGUGCUGCGCAUUGAGGAGCUGUUCUGCUGCUACAAGGAUGAACAGGAAGACAACAUCUUGGAGGAGGGCAUGGAGAGGUUUUGUAACGAUCUAUGCGUGGACCCAGCAGAGUUUCGUGUGCUUGUUCUGGCCUGGAAGUUUCAAGCAGCCACCAUGUGCAAGUUUACAAGGAAAGAGUUUGUUGAGGGCUGCAAGGCCAUCCAGGCAGACAGCCUCGAGGGUAUCUGUUCACGCUUCCCCUGCAUGCUGCUGGAGGCCCAGUGUGAGGAGAACUUCAAGGACCUGUACCGCUUCACCUUCCAGUUUGGCCUGGACGCUGAGGAGGGCCAGCGCUCACUGCAGCGGGAGAUCGCCAUCGCCCUGUGGCGUCUGGUUUUCACACAGGACACACCUGCGAUCCUGGAGCGCUGGCUGGACUUUCUGGCGGAGAACCCCUCAGGUAUUCGGGGCAUCUCAAGGGACACGUGGAACAUGUUCCUGAACUUCACCCAGGCUAUCGGGCCUGACCUGAGCAACUACAGCGAGGACGAGGCCUGGCCCAGCCUCUUUGACACCUUCGUAGAGUGGGAGUUGGAGCGCCGGAAAAAAGAGGAGGAACAGGCACUGAUGGCAAAAGAGGAAGAGGGGAAGUUUACUGAGACAGAGUGUUCUCCCUCUACAGAUAGACUUGAAACAGAGGGAAGCCGUGGCUCACAGACGUGGGGGGGCCACUGACCAGGAAAAAAAUAAAUAUUUGUAAGCGAGAGAAGGAUAUGACCUAUAAGUGAACUGUACAUCUGUGAAUCAUUGGAUGAAUAUUAGUAUUACCAUUACAGCUGUUCAUUUCGCUCUCCUUUUCUGUUGGGGUGGGAUUUCUGCUUUGCAACUUUUUUUUGGUUUUUGAAAGGGCUCUAAGAACUGUUAUGUUUUAAGCACUUCUAUUUAAGUGAUUGUUUUACUUUUUCUCCUCCCAUAAGUGUUUUUUAGUAAUUGGACAUGUGGUCCAUUUUAAUGUACACCUACCUACCAUAACCCCGCAGAGUUAGCUCAGUAAAAGCUUGGUGUUAAAAACAGGCAACAGAAAGCCAUAACGUUUUCCCACAAUUAUCUCUUAAACAGUCUUGAUCUGGUAACACUGCUGAAGUGUUUUGUAAAAGAAAUGGUUUAUAUGAAAGAAGAAGGGAAAUCUGGUAGCCUGUCUACAAAUAAUUUCUUACUCCCAAACACAAGAGUUACCAUAAGGGUCAGGGUGAGUGAAAAUGAUCUUGAUCGGACUAAUUUCGUUUGAUUGUAUGCUUUUUAUCUUGCAGUGCUGUGAAGAUGAGUUGGUUGCACUAGUAUUGCCUUCACAACUGUUGGCCUGCAAUUACGAGGCAAACAGUAAUGAAUUACAAUUCUGUCACAAGGGCAUUUUUGUUUUUAAAAAUAAUACAAAUGACAAUUAGAUUUGUAUGCAUCAAUAUCCACUUAAAAUCUGAGUUAGUUUCCAUGGUAACAGCCCCACCCUCUCUUCUGUGUUGAGUGUUUUUGAGUGCUACUACUGCAGUGAGCAGCUUAGCUUGUUUAAGCAGCUGCUGUGCUCCCUUUUGACCUCUAGCAUCUACCAUAUUGAUGUCCACUUAUUUUCAAGAACAGCUUAAAUGUAUACAACACAAUGAUGUUGGCUAUUCUCAACUGCCUCAUUGAUCUCAUUUUAGGAAAUCUGUAUCACAACAGAUUAGCUACAAAAAGGUCUUUGGUCAUUUGACAGAAGAUGCCUAAACCUGCAUUUCUUUCAGGACCAUUACACUGGGCGAAUAAAGCGUAGCUUCUUUACCUUCAGGAGUUUGAAUCUUCACAUCCUUGAACUGCUAUACAAAAGAGAGGAAAAAAAGUGUGUGCGCACUUCACAAAUGAUGUUGACUGCUGCUGGUGAUGGUUGUAAUGAAUUGCACAAAAAGCAACGGCAUGCUAAUCUGCUAUACUUUGGAACACUUUGCGGAGAAAUUGAUGUCAGCCACAUUAUUUUUUCCCCCUAUUCGAAACCUCUUCUCCAAACUGUAGAUUGAUCUUAAGUAUAGCCUAGGGUGUUUUGGGAGAUGAGUGACUGAGUGUUAAUUAGACAUGCUGGUUAAUCAAGAGUCUGUGAUAGGGAUUCAGUGUAAGAGGGUGGCCAUAGCCUGAUCUGUUUGGUUUACAUCUACAAUGGUUUUAUUUCAGACACCCUUUGUCCUCUUUUUAUAUAAAAUGUAUUGAUUUAUAAUAAAUAAAAAGUGUUGAAUUUUUGA